Molecule: messenger RNA, 586 nt
Organism: Linum trigynum
Lineage: Eukaryota; Viridiplantae; Streptophyta; Magnoliopsida; Malpighiales; Linaceae
Source: the annotation of a GenBank genome assembly
ACGAAUCGCCAGAGCUCCUCGAGUGCUUCUUCCACUUCUCGGCCGAAUCGAUUGCUAAAAUCAAAUAAAAAACCAACUGCCAAUUCCGGACCACCAAGAUCUCGUCGUUCCAAUCCCUAUCCUCAUUGGUCUGGCGACGCAUAACCCGCGCUCGAAAUUUCCCUCCGGAGAAGAUCACCGGGUGCCGUCUCGCAACCAACAACAGGGGAAGGAUGAAUCCUCCCAUGCAUCUUGACUACUUCGGGACCUCGAUUAAUCGGAUGAGGACCUCCGCCCCGGCGGGGGAGCUACUGGGGAACGAUUUGGGGUGGGCGGCGUGGCGACUGCAAGAGGCGGUGGUGCGGCACAGCGACGAGAAGAUCAGGGGGAUUUUGUCGUCGUGGUUGGAGCCACCGGUGGUUUACCGGAUGGAGCAGGUGUUCGAUACGGAUAGUGUGAUGAUGGGGAGCUCGCCGAACCUGGAAGGAAUGCCACUGCCGGGCCGGAGGUUGUAUUCCGGUGGUGGUGAGGUUUGGUCAAGUAGGGUAUUGUGGUGUUAAAAAAAGAUUUUUGAUUUUUGAUUUUUUAAUGAAUGUAAUAAUGAGGU